Cajanus cajan (pigeon pea) is the source of this 333-nucleotide messenger RNA. The record is from RefSeq and is a predicted model, not a curated record. Lineage: Eukaryota; Viridiplantae; Streptophyta; Magnoliopsida; Fabales; Fabaceae.
AUGGCAGAAACUACCAAAGAUCCUACCUUAGAUCCAACCAAUCCUCUUUUCCUUCAUCAUUCCAAUGGCCCUGGCCUUGUUCUCACCUCUCAGCUAAUUGAUAACAAAAAUUACACAACCUGGAGUCAUGCUAUGUUGGUGGCUCUCUCCAUGAAGAACAAGAUUCUGUUUGUUGAUGGUUCCCUUCCAAAACUUGCCGCUGAUGAUCCUACAUAUCCUGCAUGGAUUCGUGGGAACAAUGUGGUUAUCUCUUGGCUCUACAAUUCUGUUUCAAAAGAUAUUAUAACCAGUAUAUUGUUUGCAGAUACAGCCAAAGAAAUUGGGACGAUUUAA